CCGCCCGAGCUUGUUUCGUGACAUCGAAACACCCCAACCUCCUUCGCUAGACAUGAUCGCCGCGCGACCUCGCAUUGCUAUCUCGAAAUAUCACAGCCCCAUCAGUCUGCAUCGCUCGGAGCUUUACAAAGGUCUUCAAAGUCAACACUCACACCGUCACCAUGGCCGACUCCGAGAACAACGAGCUGCGCAUGUUCUACGCGCUGCACGACAGGGUAUGUAUGAUGGAGCUUGCCGACAGCGGUGACGAAGAGCCGGGCGCACAGGCAGACGAAAUCGCGAGAGAGCUUCUUACCCAUGCUCAGCUCCCCCUCAAGAUCCGCAUCCGUGCUUGUAGGGUCCUCGCAUGCUCUUCGGCCCCCGGAUAUCUCGAGUGGGCACGCGAGUGCGUCCGAGUUGCACAAAUAGCUUACGAUAAUGCCGCUCGCAAAAGCACCGCUGAACGCCCAGUCGAUGGAGAGGCGAUGUUGCUGGAAAUAGCUAAAGAGGUGUUGCAAGAGGCGGAGGCCGAUUUUGAUAGGCUUGGUGGCUAUGGUGAGGGUGAUGAUGAGGAUGAAGAGGGCGAUGAUGGGGGUGACGAAGAGACGGCAUCGGGUAGCGGAGAAGCAGCGAAAGUUAACGAUGCAGAGGCGGCGCAGGCCGAUUCCGCAGGCAAGGACCGCACGAGUUCAUAGCCGCACAACGGGACUGUAGCGCUCAAAUCGCGCAACCUCUCGACCACAGAAAGAAUUGGUAAAGAGUAUGAAUUUUUGGCCAUGAGGCCAUAUCUCUUCUACCU
This is a messenger RNA of Neohortaea acidophila, 778 nucleotides long. RefSeq lists its product as uncharacterized. Lineage: Eukaryota; Fungi; Ascomycota; Dothideomycetes; Mycosphaerellales; Teratosphaeriaceae. The record is from RefSeq and is a predicted model, not a curated record. Bases 162 to 674 code for a protein of 170 amino acids. The transcript has 2 exons.